AUUUUGAUGAGGGGUUGGGGAGACAUUGGUGAUUCGGAUGAAGCACGUAAGUUGUUUGAUGAAAUGACUGAACGAGGAUGUUUGGUGGAUGUGCCUGCAUAUAAUAGUUAUUUGGAAGCUUUGUGUAAAGGUGGGAAAGUUGAUGAGGCCUAUAAGAUAUUCCGGGAGAUGGGGUCAAAUGGAACUGACCCGGAUGCUUGUACUUAUUCGAUUUUCAUUCGUGCAUAUUGUGAAGCCAAUGACAUUCAUUCAGUUUUUAGGGUGCUUGACAGGAUGAAGAGAUAUAAUCUUUUGCCUAAUGUGUAUUCUUACAAUUGUAUUAUCAAGAAACUGUGUAAGAAUGACAAGGUGGAAGAGGCUUACCAACUUUUGGAUGAGAUGAUUGAGAGUGGAGUUAUGCCGGAUGCGUGGAGUUACAAUGCAAUCCAAGCUUAUCAUUGUGAUCAUUGCGAGGUUAACAGGGCUCUUAGGUUGUUAUAUAGAAUGAAAAAAUAUAACUGCAAGCCAGAUAGACAUACUUAUAAUAUGGUGCUAAAGUUGUUGAUUAGGAUAGGAAGAUUUGAUCGGGCAACGGAAGUUUGGGAGAGUAUGGGGGAGAUGGGAUUUUAUCCUUCUGUUUCAACAUAUUCCGUAAUGAUCCACGGUUUGUGCAAGAAAAAACAUAAGCUAGAGGAGGCUUGUAAAUACUUUGAGAUAAUGAUCGAUGAAGGUAUACCACCAUAC
Messenger RNA from Prunus mume (Japanese apricot), 723 nucleotides. The record is from RefSeq and is a predicted model, not a curated record. Lineage: Eukaryota; Viridiplantae; Streptophyta; Magnoliopsida; Rosales; Rosaceae.